Acipenser ruthenus (sterlet) is the source of this 4162-nucleotide messenger RNA. RefSeq names its product venom prothrombin activator porpharin-D. Lineage: Eukaryota; Metazoa; Chordata; Actinopteri; Acipenseriformes; Acipenseridae. The record is from RefSeq and is a predicted model, not a curated record. Gene Ontology annotation, biological process: blood coagulation; proteolysis. Gene Ontology annotation, molecular function: serine-type endopeptidase activity; calcium ion binding. The transcript has 9 exons. Bases 153 to 1571 code for a protein of 472 amino acids. Gene Ontology annotation, cellular component: extracellular region.
UCAACCUCUAGGCUCUCUCUCUCUCUCUCUCUCUCUCUCUCUGUAAAUAUUUAAAAGACGGUUAUUCAUCAGCUCAGGAACACAGAGUACUCUCUUGGAUUUGAGUUGUAAAAACAGGCUUUAUGAAACUAGAAGACUGAAGCUGUUUCAACAUGGUGAUAAGCUCAUGCUUUCAUAUAUUCCUCUCCUUCGCCUGCCUGGGAGCAAUCUCUUGCACUCCAGUGUUCAUGGAGAAGAAGGCAGCCAAUGGGGUGCUGAAGAGGCGGAUACGGGCUAACUACUUCCUGGAAGAGAUCAAGCCAGGCAAUCUGGAGAGGGAAUGCUAUGAGGAAGUGUGCUCCUUUGAGGAGGCCUAUGAAAUCUUCAAAACCAAAGAGAAAACUGAUGAGUUCUGGAACAAAUACAACAGACAAACUAAUGUAAACACCUGCAAGGGGAUCCAUUGUGAAAAUGGAGGCAUUUGCAUUGUCAUUGAUGGCGAUAAUUCCUGCCUGUGUCCGCCACGCUUUGAAGGGAGCAGAUGUGAAGCAGAAGUUUUCAAGUGUGAGUAUAAGAAUGGGGGUUGCCAGCAGUAUUGCACAAACAAGUACCACUCUGCCAGUGUGCAGUGCAGCUGUGCUCGAGACUACAGACUGGAAGAAGACGGGAAAACCUGUGAAAAAAUAGUGGAUUUCCCCUGUGGGAUGAAGCAGUAUAGCCCCUACAGGAGCCGAUCCCUCUUGGAUGAGAUGCUGCCCCUGAACCACACUGAGGAAAACGAUUACAUGGACCUGAUUGAGACGGUCGCCGGCAGCAACGCAACAAACCACACCCUCCCUGAGCCUGGGCAGGCCAUGAACACUGAUCUGCGCAUUGUGGGGGGCAUGCUGUGUCGUAGGGGGGAAUGCCCCUGGCAGGUUUACAUCCAUCAGAAGAAUGACUUUGGUUUCUGUGGUGGGACUCUGAUUACAGACCGCUGGGUUGUAAGCGCUGCACACUGCUUUGAGGAAAUCACCCCUCACCAUGUCACAAUAGGAAACUUUGACAAGUUGCGGCGGGAUUUGGAUGAGCAGAAGAUCCUGGUUGAGAAGCUGGUGGUUCACCCUCACUUUCACUCUGCCACCUUCGACAGUGACAUUGCCCUGCUGUACCUAGCGCAGCCCGCGGGGUUAGGGACGUACGCCACCCCCCUCUGUCUGCCCAACACUAACCUGGCCAAGCUGCUGCUGCAGGAGGGCAACAUGGGGCAAGCGAGUGGCUGGGGCAACACCCGCUACCUAGGCAGAUCCUCACGCUUCCUGCUCAGGGUGGCGCUCCCGGUGGUGAGUUAUGAGAAAUGCAUGAAAAGCACCUCUCAGGUGAUCACCGACAACAUGUUCUGCGCUGGAUACCUGCAGGAACCCAUGGACUCCUGCCGUGGUGACAGUGGGGGGCCAUUCGCUAUGCACUACAAGGACACCUGGUAUCUGACUGGCGUGAUCAGCUGGGGAGAGCGAUGUGCUGCCAAGGGAAAAUACGGGGUGUACACCCGCGUCUCCAACUACCUCUCGUGGAUCCACGACACAGUCUCCUUACAAAACAACACUGCUUAGAGAAAAGGGUGCGAUAGACAGCUAUGGCCAAAUGUUUUGCAUCACCUAGAAUUUUAGGAUUGAGACAAUUAUUUUAAAAAUAAUAAUAAUUUAAAAAGCUUUAUGAAGAUAUUUUUUUAUUUUUAUUUAACAUCAUGUAAUCAAAGAAACUACAAAAUGAUAUUGCAAAAGUCAAGCAAAAGCAAUAAUAGUACAGUAUUUUUUCAUGUUCGAUUGCAAAAUGCCACAUUGUCAGUUUGUUAAUUCUAUAGGGUGAUGCAGAACUUUUGGCCGUAGCUGUAGACAGUUUGGUAUUAUUACUUUAAACAGUAUUUAUAAAAAAUUCAGUAUGGAUUGCAACACUAGCCUGAAUUGCAUGUUGAAAUUAAGUUCCCCGUUUCCUUGCCUUGCAGGAUGUCUGUUACUGCUUUACUUUCUUGGUCAUUUCAUCUCAGCAGGGUCAGAAGUGGAAGAGUCUAAAAGCAUGGCUUGAAAAAUGAGAUACAUUUAACAUAGUGUACUACCUGAGGUAAUGAUUUAAAAUUCAAGUAAAGACGCUCCGCGUGGAGUGCAGGAUGCGCCCUGUAGCCUGGAGAUCGCAGGUUCGAAUCCAGGCUAUGUCUUUGCCAACCGUGACCGGGAGUUCCCAGGGGGUGGCGCACAAUUGGCCGAGCGCCGCCCGGGUAGGGAGGGCUUAGGUCGGCAGGGAAAUCCAUGGUUCACCGCGCAUCAGCGACUCCUGUGGCCGAUAGGAUGCCUGCGGGUCUGCAGUGGAGCCAUUCAGAUCUGUGUUGUCCUCCGGCACUAUAGGUCUGAUGGCUUCACUGUGGAUCCGCAGUUCAAAAAAAAAAAACAGCUUGGCAGGGACACGUUUCGGAGAACACGUGUAAAUGUAAUGGAUGUGCAUGGCACAGAAAAUGUGGAGAACCAUUUUGCUAGCUACACUUUAAAAGGAAGAAGUUGUGAUGAUAGGUUGAGGGAACAAUGUAUUUAGCCUAAAAGAAAAGAUUAAAAAGGAGUGGAGAAUGUAUGCAAUGGGCCGAUGCAGAAUCAUUGGGUCCUUUAAAUGUGUAUUUUGUGUAUAAAAGAUAUUUGUGGUGGCAGGGGGUGAAUUUACAAUAACAUCUAAACCUGCAACAAUGCUGAAUCGUGAUUUUAACCUUCAAAGUUCUCAUUUGAAUAUUUUUGGUUUCGAGCCUCAGUGAUGGCUCAACUAGGCUGAAUAUUUUUGGUUCUGAACCUCAGUGAUGGCUCGACCAGGGACCUCACCCCAAGUUUCCAUUCAUACAUUAGUAGUAGCAAAAUCAGUUUUAAAAAGACUCACAUUCAGGGCUUGGCACUCAUUGAAUGUGUCCCCACUUUCUGUAUGACACGGGAAAAUGAACUGACUUAAAAAGCCCAAAAGAUCAUAGUUUUUCUUAGGACUACGAAUUGCAAAUCCCACUGAAAUACAAGUAAAAGUAAUACAAAAUUUGAAGCUAAAAUUGAACUCUGUCUACAAACUGCACUUACUUCCCUUACCCUACACACCUCUAAAUUGCUGAACAAAAACAGUACAGAACUAAAUGUGAGACAUCAUUUAUUGAUUAAUCGAAGUAACAACUUUGUUUCUGUACAAAGGGGCUCCGGUUUAAAUACAAACAGGGAUAUGACGAAAGACAGACUUUACAGGAAUUCAGAGCAAAGCAAACAAUCCUAUGAUGCUGAACAGUGUUAUACAUCCAAACUAAAUAAAAAAAACAAAACAGUCUCUAAAGCAAACAAAUAGAGUCCAAGGGCAGAGAGGGGGUGGGAAUAUCAAUUGGGUUAUGGAAGCAGUGACUGUUUUAAAAAAAAAAAAAAAAAAAAAAAAAAAGGCUUUAAAAGAAGCGAAUCACAAAGGCAUCCGAUUUCCCUCCACACUGAUUUUCACAGCAUGCGCAGGCUUGGUCAGCCUCUUGAUGUCUGCAAAGCGCCGCAUCUGCUUAUCCACUCGGGUUACUCCUUUCUUGAUCGGCCCCUGCAAAUGAAACGUAGACAAUUAGCAAGAGAAGAUAAGGGCAAAAUAAGGGGUUCAAAACCGCAAAUUCACAGGAGCUGGAGAUUGCCUGGUUACAGACUAGAGCUAGCACCCAAGUGUCAACUUGUCAAAAUAGUAAAGUUACAGGACCUCAGAAGCUGGUACUCAACUAAUCGCAUAUUACGUGAUUGUGAAAUAAUUGCAAAGUGUGUGGUUUCAGAAGUGCAGUUGCAAUCCAAUGACAUAUAAAUCACAUUUUAAAACAUAAAAUAGUUUAAAAAAAUUCCAAGUCAUUUUAAAAUUGAAUGCACAAGUUGCAAAAUGCUACGAAAUAGUAUGUUCCCAAACUUAGCACCAGGCAUACAUGAUGAAUGGGCAACAGUGUGUGGAGUAGUGGUUAGGGCUCUGGACUCUUGACUGGAGGGUUGUGGGUUCAAUCCCAGGUGGAGGACACUGCUGCCCUUGAGCAAAGUACUUUACCUAGAUUGCUCAAAAAAAAACCCAACUGUAUAAAUGGGUAAUUGUAUGUAAAAAUAAUGUGGUAUCUUGUAACAAUUGUAAGUCGCCCUGGAUAAGGGCGUCUGCUAAGAAAUAAAUAAUAAUAAUGAUUUGA